AGCAGCCCACAAUAUUUCAAUCUCAAUUAAUUUACUUUUGGUGCACUCUUCCACCGCACCACCACCACAGUACGCCACAAGUGUCCCGGCUCAACUCAUGAACUCCACCGGUCAAUGGUCCACUGGACUCUGUGAUUGCACCUCUGAUUAUUCCAACUGUUGUUUGACGUGUUGGUGUCCAUGCAUAUCGUUUGGACAAAUUGCGGAGAUUGUCAACAAGGGUACCACUUCUUGCGGUGUACACGGGACCCUUUAUUCAAUACUUUGUCUAUUUACAGGAUGUCCAUAUAUAUAUUCUUGUAUGUAUCGUUCUAAAUUAAGGCAUCAAUACAUGUUGCCUGAUGAACCCUGCAACGAUUGCCUUGUCCAUUGUUGUUGUGAGUGUUGUGCUCUUUGCCAAGAGUAUCGUGAGCUGAAGCACCGUGGAUUUGAUCCAUCUCUUGGAUGGCAUGGAAAUUUGGCGAAUCAGAAUCAGGGAGUCGGGAUGCCGCCAGUUGGUCCCGGAGAAAUGAAACGGUAGUUCUUAAUACAUUUGAAACGUGAAGUGCUUACUCUAUUUAAAAAUAUCGUGAAUAUUUGUAAUUCAAUAUCGAUUAAUGUUUGUCAUAUACAAAUAAAUGAAUAAGAAGGCCCAUAACAUGUGGACCACAGGUCACAACUCACAACUUGUGCUUGAGUUCUUGAUUAAAGUUUGUGAGCCUUUUGUAAUAAUAUAAAUUAGGAUGUUACCCGUCGUUGUAAAAACAUAAAUUCCUUAUAUUUUGAUAUUGUAUUAAUAAAAGUUAGUACUUAAGUACA
Messenger RNA from Lactuca sativa (garden lettuce), 798 nucleotides. RefSeq names its product cell number regulator 2. NCBI's taxonomy places the organism in Eukaryota, Viridiplantae, Streptophyta, Magnoliopsida, Asterales, Asteraceae. The record is from RefSeq and is a predicted model, not a curated record.